GCUGCCUGGGUUGUGCAGAGCUGCAUCAUGGAGAAGCAAGUGCUGGAAACCUCUGAGGAGAAAACUUUCCAGUACCAGGAUUCUCUGCCUUCGCUGCCAGUGCCUCCUCUUGAUGAAUCCUUGAGUAAAUACCUUGAAGCAGUGAAGCCUUUCCUAAAUGAAGAAGAAUAUCAGAGAACCCAGGAGACAGUUAAAAGAUUUGGAAAUGGGAUUGGGAAAGAAUUGCAUCAGAAAUUACUGGAGAGAGCUAAAAGCAGGAGGAAUUGGCUGGAGGAGUGGUGGCUGAACGUGGCCUACCUGGACCUUCGCAUCCCGACGCAGAUCCACUGCAACAUAGGAGGGCCUGGUCCCUACAUCGAGCACUUUUGGCCUCCGAAAGAGGGCACCCAGAUAGAAAGAGCUUGUGUGAAUGUGUGGCACACCCUGAGGUUCUGGGAGAUGCUGCGAAGAGAGAAGGUGGCCAUAGAGAGAUCUGGCAAUGCUGUUCUGGACAUGAACCAGUUCCGGAUGCUCUUCUCCACUUGCAAAAUUCCUGGGAUUACCAGAGACUCCCUCAGCAGUUAUUUUAAAACUGAGAGUGAAGGUGAUUGCCCAUCCCACCUGCUGGUGCUUUGCCGAGGCCGCCUGUUUGUGUUCGAUGCCCUGCAUGAAGGCCACAUGCUGACUCCUCCAGAGAUCUUCAGGCAACUCACAUAUAUACAGAAAAGAUGCCACAGUGAACCAGAUGGCCCAGGACUGGCAGCCCUGACAAGCUGUGAAAGGACAAAAUGGGCAGAGUUACGGGAAUAUUUGAUUGGCCUUGACCCAAAGAACUUAACUCACCUGGAGAAGAUCCAGAGCAGUUUGUUUGUGGUCUGCUUCGAUGAUGCCAGUCCCCACGCCACUCCUGAGGACUACUCUGAGUUGACCAGGCUGGGGCUGCUGGGGGACCCAACUGUGCGCUGGGGAGACAAAUCCUACAACUGCAUCCUCUUUGCCAAUGGCAUCUGCAGUGCCUUUUGUGAUCAUGCUCCUUUUGAUGCCAUGGCUUUGAUUACCAUGUUGGCUUAUACUGACAAGAAGAUCAUUGAAAAUGAAGGAAGGUGGAAGGGAUCAGAUAAAGUAAGGGAUAUUCCGUGGCCAGAGGAGCUGGUCUUCACAGUGGAUCAGAAGCUGAUCAGUGAGAUUGGACGUGCCAAGGACUUGUACUACAGAAAGGUGUCUGAGGUGGAGCUGGUGAAUUAUGUCUUCACAUCCUUUGGCAAAUCCUUGAUUAGAGCCAGGAAGCUUCAUCCUGAUACCUUUGUGCAGCUUGCCCUUCAGCUUGCUUAUUACAAGUGCCAUGGACGCCCAGGCUGCUGCUACGAAACGGCCAUGACGCGGCGCUUCUACCACGGCCGCACCGAGACCCUCCGGUCCUGCACUGUGGAGGCAGUGGAAUGGUGCAAGGCCAUGCUGGAUCCUUCUGAGACUACUUACCAGCGGCUGCAGCUGAUGCAGAAGGCAUUUGCAAAGCACAAUAAAAUGAGGAAAGAAUGUGAGAAUGGAAAAGGCUUUGACCGUCACCUGCUGGGUCUCCUGCUCAUAGCACAGGAGGAAGGACUGCCGCUGCCAGAACUCUAUGUGGACAAAGCCUUCACAGCCAGUGGAGGAGGUGGCAAUUUUGUGCUUUCAACCAGUCUGACUGGCUACACCAGGCUGAAUGGAGCUGCUCUACCUAUGGUAGAUCAUGGCUAUGGCUUUUUCUACACCAUCAGAGAUGACAGGAUUAUGGUGUCCUGUUCUUCUUGGAAGUCGUGUCCAGAGACCAGCGCAGAGGUGCUCUGCAGAACUGUGUUCCAGUGUUUCCAGGACAUGCUCCAGCUAACAGUGACAGCUCAGCUGUGAGGUUGGUCAUGAUGUAGAAGGCUUUGCAAGCCCUCCAGUUAGGUGUAGUACUUACAAAUGAGAUGCUACUCAGAGUAUCCAAAUUAAGCCACGUGAUGAACUGUGAGAAGCCUAUUCUGAUGGGAUUGACUGUAGGAAUAGCAGCUUUGGGAAUGUGAUGUAGCCAUGUGCACCAGCAAUGCAAGCAGUAGGACCUGUGUAGAACUAUGCAAUAUUAAAUGAUGCCUUAUCAAUGCAAAUGACCCUGAGAGAUGGGCUGGUGGAGGAGCUGUGGGAAUCUUAGGAGUUACACAUAGAAGACUUUGUAGGGCUACUGACCAGUGGAGCACUUAUCUGCAUACUUGGGAGUAACCACCCUGUCCUCUCAGGUGCUCACACUUCCUGCUCCUGCUGGUUGAGGAGGUGGAAGGGCAGGUGGAAGGACAGCCUCCCUGAGCUUGGGAGCUGAAGUUCUCUCUCACUUAGGUAACCAAUAAAUGUUGUGUCUGUCCAUGGGGAUGUUCCCACUACCUUUGUAGUGGAGAGAACUGCAGCCUUUUGAGGCAGGAGCUCUCAGGAAUAGUGCAGAAAGCAGCACAGGAGUUCGAGUUCCUCAGAGGUUUCACCUUCUGGGGACUCCGAGUG
This is a messenger RNA of Dryobates pubescens (Downy woodpecker), 2490 nucleotides long. It is a transcript of the gene CROT, whose product is annotated as carnitine O-octanoyltransferase. Gene Ontology annotation, molecular function: carnitine O-octanoyltransferase activity. Bases 28 to 1866 code for a protein of 612 amino acids. NCBI's taxonomy places the organism in Eukaryota, Metazoa, Chordata, Aves, Piciformes, Picidae. The record is from RefSeq and is a predicted model, not a curated record. The transcript has 16 exons. Gene Ontology annotation, cellular component: peroxisome.